Messenger RNA from Sordaria macrospora k-hell, 2721 nucleotides. NCBI's taxonomy places the organism in Eukaryota, Fungi, Ascomycota, Sordariomycetes, Sordariales, Sordariaceae. The record is from RefSeq and is a predicted model, not a curated record.
AUGGACCAACAACAGCAACAAAAAGACAAGGCGCCGCUUCGGCCUCGUGUCGCUAACGCUUGUGAAGCUUGCAGGACCGUCACAAACCCCUCCUCCCUCCAAAAGCAAUCUCCCUUACCCGGUCUACCCCCCGGUCCAUCCCGCACCUUCACCAUCGACGUCCCCAUCCCCACCUCCUCCGUCGACGUAGCCAUCAGUCUUGAAUCUCUCCGUCUCGACCACGAAGGAUUCAUGGAUCAUAUCUGCCCCAACACCGGGGUCGAUUCCGAGGACGAAGACGGUACCUACGGCUAUGAUCACGAGUACGACGAUGAUGGGAACUGCGAAGGAGACGGAUCGGUAAUUUCCAGCCAUGCUAGCUCCCUGCCGGUUGGAGCAUCGGCUGCUACGCCGGGGAGUAGUUCUGCUUCUGCUUCCGCUUCUGGGGUUGCGCAGUUUGGGGCUGGUUUUGGGGGUGGUGGUACGGGGCCAAGGAUUGGAAACCGAAACGGAGACCGAAACGGAAAGCCGGGACCCGGACCAGGAGGAAGCAGCCGCUCCCUCGCCUCCCUCUCCGUGCAACCGCAAUUCAACGUCGACUCUGCCUCGCAACUGUUGAAUACUUUUCAAAAGGUUAUGGUGUGGCAUUUUCCCUGUGUGUUGGUUGAUCAUGUUUCGGUCUGCAACGACGAUGAGAAUGAAGUGAAGCUGGAAGAAGCAACAGUGGCGUCCCUAGCGAGGGAGAGGCCCUUUGUGCUGCUGGCUGUUUUGGCGGCGGCGAGCAGCACGAGGACUUUGCAGGGCCAUAGUCUAUACGAUGAGGAAUUUAGGAAGAUUUUGGGGCUGAAGUUCGUGGCUGGGGGUGAGAGGAGUUUGGAGUUGUUGCAGGGGUUGGCGGCUUACGUUGCUUGGUAUCCCUUCCACCUUCGUCCGAAAAACAGACAAGCGUUCCAGUAUGUGCGUAUGGCGGUGGAUAUGGUCAACGAUCUCGAGCUGGACGUGGAUCCUGGUUUUGAUGAACUCAACGGUCCGAGACGCCCUAGUCCGCAAAGGCUGGAGGAGAUCAGGACUUAUCUGGCUACGUAUUAUGUUGCGUCAAACUUCGCAACAUCGUGGAACCGCACACCCUCCAUGUCCUUCACCAAUUACACCUCCAAAUGCUGCGACAUCCUCGAAAAGUACAGCAUAACCAAAGGAGACUGCAUCCUCCCCUGGUUAGUCCGCCUCCAACGGCUCUGCGAAGAGACCAAUGAUCUCCGCAAGCCGCAAAGGGGUGGAAUUAGUGGUCUACCACAACAAACCGAGAGCCAGAUCGAGAUGAUCAUCAAAGGCAUGGAAGCCCAACUAAACGAGUGGGAGGCCAAGAUGCCGUCCGAACUGAAAUCAAUACCCUCAAUCCGCAUAACAACCCUCUUCACCCGCCUCUUUUUGACUGGCGCCCCCCUCCUCAAACUUCCCUCCGUCAAGCUCCCCGGUUUAGAAAAAGGUCCUCCGCCUUCCUUCCGCGUAGACCCCAACCGUUUGCUAAGCCUAAUCCCCACCUUGCACCAAAACUACGAAUACUUCUUAUCUCUCUCAGCACACGAAAUCAACGCCUUCUCCAUGAUCGGCUGGGGCUGUUUGAUUUUGUCUACCAUCCUCGGGUUUCGCAUGAGCUUCCCCAUCACGUUUUGUCCCGGGUGGGAUGAUUAUGGGGCCAGGAGGGUGGUGCGGUUUGACAAAUUCCUGGAGAGGUUGUGUCGGUUGGGUACGGGCACUGCCUCGUCUGCUUCUUCUGAGGGUGGUAGUGUUGAUAAAGAUCGGGAAAAUGUGACGCCGGCGACGAUGUCGACGACUAAAGGAAUGGAUGUGUUGAGUGCUAGCAAGGUUGUGUUUGCGGUGGUGAGGAGGAAGUUUAGGAAUCGAGUUGCCAAGUUGGAGGGCACAGCGAGUUUGGGUAAAGAGAGGGAUAAGGAUGCGAGGAUGGGUGGUGUUGGUGUUGGUGUUGGUAUCUGUCCUGUUACUGGCAAGGCGGUUGGGGAGGACGAGAGUAAUGCUCAUGGUUAUGCUCAGUCCAUCUUGGCACAUGGGGAGGAACAGCACUUUCAAUCUCAACAACCACUCCGUCGGCACCACCAGCACCAGCACCAGCACCAGCACCAGCACCUCAAUAUCCCAAUACCACCAACAGACUUAGACUUCGUCAACAAGAAUAUCCACCACCACCACCAGCACCCCCAAGCUCAACAGGAAGUCCUAGACAUCCACAUGGACCUCUCCAUGCUUCCUCUCGAUAUAGACAUCCCACAAUCACAAUCGCAAGCAACACCCAUACCCAUACCAACCCUUCACAUCCCCUCAACAAACGUGUCCGGAUGUCCCAUGAUGGACGGCAGCCUGGAACCCUAUUACCCCUACUGGGAUGAGACGUUUGCUUUAAAUACUGGGGGAAGUCCGAAUAGUCUGGGUAGUCUGGGUAGUGGCAGUAGUAGUGCUGCUACUACUGCGAAUACUACGAGGAAUGAUGGUAUGGAGUUUGGCGGCUCAGGUAAUGGGGGUGGAGGUGGACAACACGGACAUGUAUCAGGGGAUGGGAAUAGUGUGCCGUCGGGCCCGGGGGGAAUGCCAAUGAUGAUGGGGUCGGGGAUGGGUGGUAUCAAUAUGAAUAUGGUUAUGAGUAUGGGGAUGGGGUACAAUGAUCUCUGGGCUGCGAUGACGAUGGAUUGGGCUGGUGGUGGUGAAGGUGUUGAGAAUUGGGCCUGA